This is a messenger RNA of Aspergillus calidoustus, 1126 nucleotides long. Lineage: Eukaryota; Fungi; Ascomycota; Eurotiomycetes; Eurotiales; Aspergillaceae. The record is from the annotation of a GenBank genome assembly.
GUCCAUCUGAUUCAAGUUAGUCUUUCAGUACCACGCAACUGGUGGAGGAAACAAAGGAGAACAAGGGAAAACAAUCGCGUGUUUCUCCUAGCUUACUUGUGCUUUGAGACAUUAUCUGCAGCGUACAUUGAACGAGGACUGAACAUUUGGUCUCUCUGGUGUGACACACCACAGGAUAUCGAUCCCACGGCUUCCUACCGAAUCUUUUUGUACGCAAUUACUCCUUGAUGGUGCAAUAUGGGCGGCAUUUAGAAGAUGGAGAACGUGGAGGCAGGACCCCUGGCAACGUGGAAGAUAACGUGGAGACACCUCUGCUGCUGCGGGACCUGGAUAGCAGAACCCCGUUGUGGCAACAUGAUAACCCCUGGAUUAGACUGCCGGCAUAUAUAAUCCAACAAUUCAUAUGGCUUGCCAUACUCAAGCCAUCCGGAAGCUUCAUUGUGGAAUGGACGACGUUCGUACUGGCCAAAGUUACCACUGGUCCCUUGCAUGGUGCUAAAUACAUUGGUGGAAAAGCCAAAUCUGCUCUUGAUGCUUUCAUUGAUCUGCUAUGGAGAAAUUGCCACCCUUUCUUUGCUGUCUGGAUUCUUUUCAGCCUUAUUCCACUUCUUACUGCCUUGCUCCUGCUGGUUAUACUCCUGAUCAUAUGCAUUCCCAUUCCCUACCUUAAUCCUAAUGGGCAAUGCCAUUACCACAAAGGAGGCUGACCGGGAAAGCUAAAUCUGCCAAUGCUCGAGUCGUUACUGUCUAACGUCCAUUUGACACUGUAGUCUGACAUCUGGGUGGACAGAGGGACCAAUGGUGUGGCCAAGGCAUAGGUGUAGUGAUUAGUUAGACAGGAUCCAAGGUUGCAUGCGUACAUGCAAAGGUCAAGGGAGGCUAUUCCGCCCCGGAUUAGAGGUACAUACGGCUGGGAGCAAAGACAACAUAAAGAAACAGCGGUGAAUGCGGCCUGGCCAGGUUGGUGUUCACUAUAUAGAGCGGUCAACCGUAGGAAUAUACUCGUCCUGCCAACCGCGAUGGAAGAUCUGUCUGAACCUCAACCAAAUUUAUGUCCAUGACGAUAUCUAUGAGCCUUUCGAAUUCUCACCUAUGAGGUCCUGCUGGGCUGACACAGGGAAGGACG